AUAAUGUGAGAAAUAAUUUGAAGAAAAGUGCUUUUAGGCUAUAAAAAACAAACAAACCAAGUUACCUUACAUUCCACGUUUCUUCCUCCCAUAAACUCCAGUAUUUAUGCUCUUCUUUUCCUUUCUUUCUCUUUUCUCAUCACAAUUCUUUCACAACCACCACUUUCACUUUCUCUCAUCUUCAUCAUCUCCAUCAAUUCCUUCUCUUUUCUACAUCAUCACUAACAAACAUCUCUUUUCUCUUCAUUUUAACUGUUUUUUCCCUCUGUUUUUCCCUCUGUUUUUUUCUUCCUCUGUUCAUCACUUAAAAUCUUUGAUCUAAGGUUUUUGAAGCUGACCCUUUUGUUUACUUUGAUCAAAAUUUCAUCUUUUGAAUUGUGAGAAUAAAUAACACAAGAGAAUGGAAAACGUUCUGUUAUCAUGUAACAAAGAAGAUGAGAAGAUGGAUUUGCCUCCUGGUUUUCGAUUUCAUCCUAAUGAUGAAGAGCUUAUAAGUCAUUAUCUUUACAAAAAAGUUCUUGAUUCAAAUUUCUCUGCAAGAGCUAUUGGUGAUGUAGACCUCAACAAAUCUGAACCUUGGGAUUUACCAUGGAAAGCUAAAAUGGGAGAAAAAGAAUGGUACUUUUUCUGUGUGAGAGACAGAAAAUACCCAACUGGUUUAAGAACAAACAGAGCAACAGAACAAGGUUAUUGGAAAGCUACUGGGAAAGAUAAAGAGAUUUUCAAAGGAAAAUCUUUGGUUGGAAUGAAGAAAACUCUUGUUUUCUACAAAGGAAGAGCACCUAAAGGAGAAAAAAGUAAUUGGGUCAUGCAUGAAUAUCGACUUGAGGGUAAAUUCUCUGUUCAUAAUCUUCCCAAAUCUGCAAAGAACGAGUGGGUUAUAUGUAGGGUUUUUCAGAAGAGUUCAGCUGGUAAAAAAACACAUAUUUCUGGGAUAAUGAGGUUGGAUUCACUCGGUAACGAAUUGGGUUGUUCUGUUUUGCCACCCCUUACUGAUACGUCACGAUCUAUAGGAAAACUCAAACAAUCGAAUGAUUCGGCUUACGUGCCCUGCUUCUCCAAUUCAAUUGAUGUUCAAAGAAACCAAGGAGGGAUCUUUGAUUCAUUCAACAACUCAAUCUACGGUGUUUCAUCGAAUAAUCAACUCGAUAAUUUUUCAAGAAUUUUAGCUUCUAAUGCUGGUUCAUUAUACUCUAAUAAUAAUAAUAAUCAAUCUGCGGUUAAUUUGCAAUUUCCUGGUUCUGUUUGUGGUAUGCAAGAUCAAGCAAUUUUAAGAGCUUUGUAUGAAAACAAUGGUUUUAAGACUGAGAGACAAGUUUCACAUGAAACUGAUCUAACUACUGAUAUGAAUGGUGAAAGAUGUUCUUUUGAUAUUGGUAGAAGAGCUUAUGAAAAUAAUCAGAAUCGUCCACCACCUGCUUCUGUUGCAGCUGUUGAUUUUGAUGGUACUUUGUGGAAUUACUAAAUUUAAAUUGAGGAAGUACUUUUGAGAUAACAGAAAACAAGGUCAAUGAAGAAAGAAGCAUAUUAUGUUGUCUAUAAUAAUUAAUUAUGGGUUUUGUGUUGUGUCUAUUUUAUUUUGUAUAGAUUUAUGAUUUUGUCUUCAAAUAUGGUAUAGUGAAGAAGCAUUAAGCAUAUGUUAUGUUAUUUAGACAUGGAAGUGUAAGAAAUCUUGUAUAAUUAAGCUACUACUAUAGGCUUAUGCAUAGCAUAAGCAAGAUUAUUAUUAUUUUUUGUCAGCUUGGAUUGCAAAUAAUAUGAUUAAGUAAUGUAAUUUGUUGAUCUUGA
Trifolium pratense (red clover) is the source of this 1788-nucleotide messenger RNA. RefSeq names its product NAC domain-containing protein 100-like. Gene Ontology annotation, biological process: regulation of DNA-templated transcription. Lineage: Eukaryota; Viridiplantae; Streptophyta; Magnoliopsida; Fabales; Fabaceae. Gene Ontology annotation, molecular function: DNA binding. Bases 401 to 1465 code for a protein of 354 amino acids. The record is from RefSeq and is a predicted model, not a curated record. The transcript is spliced from 3 exons.